CGCGUGCAAUUGUGAACAGCGUUGCGCGAGUUGGAGAAUAAAAACAGUUAAAUUAAAAUUAGUUGUUAAAAACAAACUAGUUGCUCUCUAUAAUUUUCCAUAACACAUCUGUAUAUGAAGUUACUACGUUGGUGUUGUGUAUAAUGUUGGCACAGGAGAUUGCACCGACGGAAAUUGGCAAACACGCAAAUAUAAUAAGAGUUGCCCAAGAGGAAUUAGCCAAUAUGGAUGUGCUUGUUUGCGGACGCUGUCUGCGCGCCUUUAACUUUGUCGAGGAAUUUCAGUCGCAUAAGGAGGACGAUGCCUGCGAAAAAGAAAAUUCGAGUUUAAAGGAAUCGCUGGAUACAAAGCCCACAAUCUGGGCAUUUACGCUUUGGAAGGCCACACAGCUGCACACACGGAAGGAGAGCAACUCUUCAAAUUCCUGGGCACUCUAUCAGAAUUGGGUCAAGCUAGACGAGAGCGUGCGCGAGCCUUGGAUUGUUGCCGGUAGGACAAUACAGUCGUUUGGCAAAAUCGGACAUGGCCAGCUUCAAGAUAUGCCUGUACGCAUCACCAAAACCGUUGUAAAUCCGAACAACAAUAACAACAACAACAGCACUGCAAAUAGUAAUAACACGUCCUCCAGUGUUUCACCCACGAGAAAAUCUCCCGCUGGCAAAUUGCCGACAGUUGCUUCACAGCUGAAGGAUACGGAAAAUGAGCGGCCCAAGUCAAAACCCGGCACGCCCACACCGCCCGGCGCCUCGGCGCAAACCACAAUCACUGGCGUUGUUAAGAAUAGCAAUCGCAUUGCCACACGCGUCGACCCAAAAACCGAGCAACGCACUGAGGAGGCAGUGGAGAGUAUUGUAGCGAAACGCUUUAAUCCACGCCGCAAGACGCAUGAGUAUUUGGUGAAGUGGAUCGAUCGUUCGCACAAUGAGAACACCUGGGAGGUGAUGGCCAAUUUAGAGCGUGUGCCCUACUUCCUGCAGAUGUUUGAGAAGCAACUGGCUCGCCAAAAGCUAAAGCGCGAGAAGAGUCUGGAUGCACUGAAGCGCAUGCAACAGGAAAAACCGCAGCAAGACAAACAGCAGGCGUCGCAGGCUGGUGGCAAAAUGGACUCUGCUCCACACAGUCCAGAAUCAUCGGCAAUAUCACCCAAUUCGUCGGGCGUUGGCGCAUCCCGUCCGUCGCGCACAUCCAAGACCAAAGCUAUGGAUCAGUUCAAGCAAUGGGUGAACGAGAGUGGCGCAGGCGAGGGCUCUACAUCACCCUCUUCAGCUAACGAAGAUGAGUCGGCUACGGAACAGGAAUGGUCCACGGCUGCCACGGCACCAACGGCCAUUAAACGCAAACUGAAUCACACAGAUUCCAGUGCCGAGGGUGCUGGUCUCAAUGCCUCCAAUGAAUCAAUGGAGCUGGAAGAUCUCGAAGAGGAUUUAAUACCGUCGCACACAGUAAAGCGAUUAAAAAACGGCGGCAGCUCCGUGCAGCUGAAUAAGCCCAAAAUGCCAACAACGCCGGCUCGCAUCAAUGGCAACUCCUCGUCUGGGUCCAUAUUUAGCGAAAAGGAUGCAAAAAUGGGUGAAAUCAUCUACACGGAGGACAGCACAAGUACCGGCAUGUUCAGAAAACCCGAAAUGCCCAAUACUAUACAAACAAAACGUCAGAAACUCGAGUGCCCGGUGCGUUAUUUAUCCCGCACUGAAAUGGCCAGCAACAACAGCGGCAUCUUUCGCAUAGAACAAUCGGAAAGCAGCGCAAUUUCGCCAGCAGCUCCAAAGAUGAGUCCGGCCGCCAUCUCCUCAGCAGGCAUUGCGCCGCCUGCCAAGCGCAUGGCUGUUGCUCGAGCGUCCGGCAACAAUUCACCGGUGACCGUUGGCCAGCGAACGCAUUUAUUGCGUACACCCGGACAGGCGGCUUCACUGCAACGUCGGCCCGUGGGCAGCAGCGCCCCCAAUCCACUGCGUCAGACGCCAAUGCCCGCCCGAGCCGGAGCACGCAUGCUGGUCACGCGAGCCAAUACGCCACAGCAGCGACAAGUAGCCGGAGCCAAGGCUGUAACGCCAGAGCAAAAGAUUUUGCAGCUAUCGAAGUCUGGGGAUCUCAAGGUGACACGCAAAGUGAUGACUCGCGAGGAUCUGCUAGCACAGCGUGCGGCGCAGGUGCGCCAACAGCGGCAACAACAAGCGCAAGCUUUGCAGCAACAGCAGCAGCAGGUGCAGAUCCAGAAAGUGCAACAGCUGACCCCGCUGAGGCAACGCACGGUGAAUGCGGCGGCAGCUAAGGCACAGCCCAUGCAAAUCGAAAUGGAAGUGGAACAGGAGGAGCUGCAGCAGCAUCAGGCGCAACUAUGCCCCAUCACUGGCAAACUAAUUGGGCAGGAGGAGACGCAGCUGCAAAUGGAGCAGGAACAACAGCAGGAACAGCAGCGCGAACAGCUAGAGGCUGCCGCACAGGCGCUGCUCGGUGGUGAUCAGCAGGUGCUCACCAAUGAGGAUGGCUCCGCGUUGCUGGUACGCGGCGAGGAUGGCACCGUCUACCAGGUUGCCGGCAAGAACGCCGAAGGCCAGACAAUACUCGUCACCCAGGGCCCCGACGGCGAACAGCAGUUUGCCUAUGUGGCUGCCGCCGAGGGUGAGGAUCAGGAUGUGCUCACGUUAGACAAUGCUGUCGCCGAGGCUGUCGCUGCCGUUGGCCAGCAAAGCGAUGCCAAUGCGGAUGGUGAGCACAUACUUGUCAGCAUGACGGAGGAGGAACUGGCUCAGCAUCAGGCUGCGGUAUUGCAGCAGCAACAGCAGCAGCAACAGGAGGCGGCGCCAGCGGGCAGCACACCGCACACGGCGCAAAUUCACAUCACAACAUCGGACAGCGACGGCACCGAGGCACAAAUACCCGCCGAAGUGGUGCAAGCCGAUCUGCCAUCCCCGGGUGGCACGCGUCGCGUUGUUUUGUUGCUGCAGGAUGGCACCUUCAUGAUGACUGAAAUGCAGGAGGAUCAGUUCAAGACGCUAAAUAUCCCGACGUAAAUAAAUACAAAAAAAAAAAAAAAAAAAAAAAAAAAAAAAAAAAAAAAAAACAGAAAAAUAUAGCAUAUAUGUAGUUCAUAAGCAUUAUUAUGAUAGAGCACGGGCCGUUGUUGUAAAGAUACGCCAGAAGAAGAAAGGAAGCCGCUUAAAGUUUAAACAUUGAGCAUUAACCUGCAUCAGCAUCCCGUAGCGCUGUUCCCAUUCUCCCAAUCAUAUCGCACUUUUGAGCAUUCGCAUUCCCCCGCCCUUUGCUCGAAACGUAUCUUUUAGCAUUUCGAUUCGAUCUAUUCAAAUUUUAACAUCCGAAUGUCAAUGCAAACAAAUAGAGUACUUUGCAGUAAGUGGAAAGUUCUUCACUAAAGUAAUUAUUCGACUUGGGGGAUCUGUUUUAUAUAUUAGUAUAUGAUUAAAGAAAAAAAAAACUAUGCAAAGUUUUAAGAUUGUAUAGUUUUCAUCAAUUUGCUAGCAGUCAGUAAAUCUAUCCGGGAUUCAGAGCGUUAGAUUUAACAUUAAGCAACGGCAGCAAUUAUGCAUUAGAAAACUUACCUACAAACUAACUUGUACUUGUACUAAUUAAAACAAUAUACAUAAAAAAAGAAAGAAGAGAGAAAUCAAGCAAACAAAAAACUAUUCUAAUUUAAAUAACUUAAUGUAAUUCAUUAUGCAAUUCUUUAUUCUAGGCAACAACUAAAUGCAGCUGUUGCAUUUUGAAGAACAGUUAAACAUUUAGAAAACUCAGCAAAACCUUAGAAUUUGCAACACGUAACAAAACACACACACGCCCACAUACAACAAACACACACACAUACACACAGAACGAGCAAAACAACAUACAAUUUAGACUUAGAACUUGUAAUUGUAAUAUUAUGAUAUGAUUAUUAUUAUUAUUAUGUAUUGUACAUUAUUUAAGUAUUUUUUAAAAUUG
This is a messenger RNA of Drosophila novamexicana, 3939 nucleotides long. It is a transcript of the gene Chro, whose product is annotated as polyglutamine-repeat protein pqn-41. Bases 144 to 3014 code for a protein of 956 amino acids. The record is from RefSeq and is a predicted model, not a curated record. The transcript has 6 exons. Lineage: Eukaryota; Metazoa; Arthropoda; Insecta; Diptera; Drosophilidae.